AUGAAAGGAUGGAAUUCUUGGAAUCAUUUUGGUUGCACAAUUAAUGAAAAACUUAUAAUGGCUAUGACAGAUGUUAUUGUGAGCAGUGGGCUUGCAGCAGCUGGCUAUGAAUACAUCAACUUAGAUGAUUGUUGGCAGUUAAGUCGGGAUGCUGAUGAAAUUAUUCAGGCUGAUCCAAUAGCUUUUCCAAGUGGGAUUGCCGCCCUCGCCGAUUAUGUACAUUCCAAAAAAUUGAAAUUUGGUUUGUAUUCUGAUGCUGGUUUCAAGACAUGUGACGGACGUCCCGGUUCACUUGGCUAUGAAACAAAAGAUGCUAAUACUUAUGCAUCAUGGCAAGUCGAUUAUCUGAAAUACGACAAUUGUAAUACAGAUCAAACAAUUCCAGAGAAACGUUAUCCGGUAAUGAGAGAUGCAUUGAAUGCCACUGGUAGACAAAUAUUUUACUCAAUGUGUGAAUGGGGAGUUGAUCAACCCGCCUUGUGGGCAGCUGCUGUAGGCAAUUCUUGGCGUACAACUGGCGACAUCAGCGAUAAUUGGAAUUCAAUGAUUUCUAACAUUGAUAUUAACAACCAAUAUGCUGAUCGAGCAGCACCUGGUGGAUGGAAUGAUCCGGAUAUGCUCGAGGUCGGGAACGGUGGAAUGACAAAUACCGAAUACAUUUCACAUUUCAGUAUAUGGGCUAUAUCGAAAGCACCACUCCUAAUUGGAAGUGAUGUGACGAAAAUAAGUCAAGAAACAUUGAAUAUUCUGACAAAUCCAGAAGUAAUUGCCGUUAAUCAAGAUUCAUUGGGAUCACAAGGAAAAAAAGUAGCCACCUACUCAUCUCGAUACACGAAUACGACUAUAACUGCUGUUGCCACUGCACCUUGUUUAGGAGAGGAUAAAAAUUUAGGUCAACAAUGGGAGUUUGAAAAUUCCGAUAACACUAUUCGAAGUCUGUUGGAUGGUAGAUGUUUGCAAAUAUACAGCUACAACUGUAGUGAAGAACAAACCUCAUCGAUUAUUGUUGGUCCGUGCACAGUAGGCGAACCUCAAAUGCCGUGCAGUUCAUUAAACCAACAAUGGAAAACAAGUUCAACGAUCAACGGUAAAAUUCAAACACUUUUGAAUGGAAAAUGUUUGAAUGUUGGACCAAAUGUAGGUGUAUUUACUUGUGAUAGACAAGAUAAUCAAAAAUGGAAUUGGAAUUCACAAGAUUCGACUAUCCGAACCAAAUUAAAUGGAAAUUGUCUAACAGUUCAACAAGAUUUAGAAGUAUGGGCAGGACCACUGGCAGAUGGAUCACAGGCUGUUUUGCUUUUAAAUCGUGGUGUUAAUCAUGCACCAAUGACAGUGAAAUGGACGGAUAUUGGAUUGAAAACAGAACAAAAUGCACUCGUUCGAGAUUUAUGGAAACGUAUGGAUUUAGGAACAUUUACAGGUAUGUACUCCGAACCAAUGGUUGAAUCGCAUGGUGUUGUUAUGCUAAAGAUAACACCUUCAAUAUAA
Didymodactylos carnosus is the source of this 1488-nucleotide messenger RNA. The record is from the annotation of a GenBank genome assembly. Lineage: Eukaryota; Metazoa; Rotifera; Eurotatoria; Philodinida; Philodinidae.